ACGCGCGCUUGUACUGCAAUUAGGCCGAUCAAAGGGGGCAUAGUCUGGUGUGGAGGCGGAGCAUGGGCUUGGUGCUGCACCCCCACAACGACGCUCGCAUACGCUAACCAUGCGCUAUGACUGGGAACGAUACAGCAGACAAGGCAUCGACGUGGCUUCAACACUCACCGCGCUCGCCUUUUCUGCUGUAAGAACGACUACAAAGUUCGGGUUUUCGCUCGUCCGCAACGUCGCAUCUAGUACCGUCGGUGCAACGGCCAAUGCUCUUGAUUACACUGUGUUCGGCAACAACGUCACCGCCCCAGUCAUUGAAGGGGCCGUUGCCAGCGCCAUAAACUUUGCAGAGGCGCUUACCCUUGCGCCGAUUUUUCUUGGUGAAUAUAUAUCCGCUGCCUCUCUACGGGUGGCACACAGCUCCAUCGAUAUCCUUUCGAUCAUAUUCUCUGGCAGCACUGAGGCUUCCUUUUCAUUGGUCUCUUUUAUUCAUCUGGUGAAACGAGAAUGGUACAACCCAGCGGCGCCAAAGGGGAGCAUACCCAGGAAGAAUUACGGCAUAAGAGAGGUCGGAAAGGCCAUCGUCGCUUGGGUAGCACUUCAAGGCGUGACCCAGGAGUGGCACGAAAAAGAGUGGAAGAACUCUCUACGCGAAAUCGAGGUGCACGAUCCACAUAGUGGACCACAACUCAAACGUGUGCCGUCGCGUGUCCGUGUCACUUCCGACGUCAUCUUCCCAGGAAACCGUGGCCAGCUCAUUUCCGCAGAUAUCGGAGAGGCUCCCCCAGGUACCCAGAAUACCCGCAAGCGAUCCUUGAGUGUUCUCUCCCGUGUUUCGUUUUCAUCCAUGUCGACUGUUAGGCGAAAGGAUAAAGAAGACCUCUUUGAGCGGCCACAGAAAUCAAUAGACGAGAUUAAAUCAAAUUUACGACGCUUCUCGAAAAUGGUUUUAGCGGGGUACGGCGGUGCCAGUCUGUUGUUCUUCGGGGUUUCACCCUGGCUCACUUCAACAUCGAACCGAAUAACGCCCCCUACCACAAGAAACCAGAAAGAAGUGGAAGAGGCUCAGUUGGAAAGUGCUAUCAAUGCUGCAGAAGCAGAGGCUGAAGGCGAUUCUUCAUACCCUUCCUCGACGCCCGAUAAUUUGGAAUUUUCGUGGUGGGAUAUCCUAAUGGGAAAGCAUGAUAAGGAAAUAUUUGAGAGGUCUGUGCAUGGCGAUACUCCGAAUACCCGGGACGUGCGGGCCCGCGUCCGCGCAACAGCAGUCAUUGGUAUCGAACGGCAGAUGCCAAGAUUUUGGGUGCUCACAGACCACGACAGACGUCAGGUCGUUCUCGUUCUUCGAGGCACCAUGUCCCUGAACGAGCUAGCAGUUGACCUGACUUGUGUACCUGUCGAAUUUAUACCUUCAUGGAGCGUGUCGGGAGAAGACAAGUAUCAUCACGAUACCCAUAGCCCUAGCGAUAACAAAGUACCGGCUGCGAAUGCAGGGCGACCACAGCUUCCCAGAAGGCCGUCGUUGAGGUCAUACCCGUCAUUAGAUAGACGUCCGCGAUACCAUGUUCACGGUGGGAUGCUUCGCAUGGCGCGUGUGAUGGGUGAAAUUGGAAAGCCUGUACACCGUGCUGUAGCGAACGCUCUCAGCCGAAACCCUGGUUAUGAAUUGAUUCUCUGUGGGCACAGCCUCGGAGCGGGGGUUGCUACAUUACUCGCUCUGAUGUGGGCAGAUCCGACAACGUGCUUGACCAUUCCUUCGAGUGGAUUGCCAGCCGACUGUCCCGUAUUCGUCUAUGCAUUCGCUCCUCCGUGCCUUACGGAUGCAACACUGAGCCACUUGGCGUCGAACUUGGUAGUCUCGUUUGUAUAUUCGGACGAUGUUGUAUCCAGGCUCUCGUUGGGAUCCGUCCGGGACAUCCGGAAUGCGGCUUUGUUACUUUGUGACGCGAAUGAAAGAGGGGAGGAGGGGUACUCAGUCACUACGCAACGAGCCAGGGAAUGGAAAAGCGGGAAAGGGUCCGAUGAUGAUUUUCGAUGGUUUCUGGCGAUGCGUAGGACGCUCGAGGCCAAUAUGCAUAUGGCAGAUCUCUUUCCACCAGGUCGCGUCUUCUGGGCGCGUAGAGAGGGAGAUCUCCCACCUUCCCAAAGACUGACAACUUCGACGGACAAAGUUAGGCUUUUCGAGGUGCUGGAUACCGAAAAUGUCUUUUCACAGAUUGUCUUUUCACGUAGCAUGUUGGGUGCUCAUAUGCCGCACAGAUACGAUCAAGUUUUACAUGAACUGCUAUGACUUCUUGGUCUAGAGUGGGUCCACGAGAUCCUCACCGAGUUAUCUGUAUAUCGCUGAGAUUCAUUACACAUUCCACGGUCGUUACUACUAAUUUACGACGCAUGUAAUACCAAGUACCCCGAAGCAAACCAAGCGACGGGAUACACCGUGUACAUAUAACUGUAACUUUCUUGUCGUUCAACUGAUUCGAUGUUUCGAACGAAUUCAGCCG
Molecule: messenger RNA, 2492 nt
Organism: Pisolithus orientalis
Lineage: Eukaryota; Fungi; Basidiomycota; Agaricomycetes; Boletales; Pisolithaceae
Exons: 8
Coding region: 110-2281 (723 amino acids)
Biological process (GO): lipid metabolic process
Source: RefSeq, a predicted model, not a curated record